Molecule: messenger RNA, 132 nt
Organism: Kuraishia capsulata CBS 1993
Lineage: Eukaryota; Fungi; Ascomycota; Pichiomycetes; Pichiales; Pichiaceae
Exons: 1
Coding region: 1-132 (43 amino acids)
Source: RefSeq, a predicted model, not a curated record
AUGGCCAAGUUGGUAAGGCACCUCACUAGUAAUGAGGAGAUCGUCAGUUCGAAUCUGGCUGGAGGCAUUCAAUUUUUUUUUCAAACCUGUUCAGAUCGCUUUGCUGACUACAGUCACAAUCUACAUUUUUAA